Sporisorium graminicola is the source of this 1500-nucleotide messenger RNA. RefSeq lists its product as uncharacterized. The transcript is spliced from 2 exons. Bases 1 to 1500 code for a protein of 499 amino acids. NCBI's taxonomy places the organism in Eukaryota, Fungi, Basidiomycota, Ustilaginomycetes, Ustilaginales, Ustilaginaceae. Gene Ontology annotation, biological process: protein arginylation. Gene Ontology annotation, cellular component: cytoplasm. The record is from RefSeq and is a predicted model, not a curated record. Gene Ontology annotation, molecular function: arginyl-tRNA--protein transferase activity.
AUGCCAAACAAGCGCAACAAGGUCCAGCUUUCCUUCAUCUCCCCCACUAGCUACACGACGUCUACCUGCGGCUACUGCACAGCUCCUGGAUCUGGCAAACGAAGCUCCCACAAAUCGAGCAAAUCGUACGGCAUCUGGGCGCACCGCCUCUCGCCCUAUCAUUAUCAGGACCUCAUCGAUCGAGGAUGGAGACGCUCGGGCGAUUAUGUCUACAAGCCGGAUCUGCUCAGGACAUGCUGUGCCCAAAUCCCGAUCCGUCUCGAUGCUCGUGAAUUCAGACCGAAGAAAAGCCAUAAGCGGGCACUGACCAAUCUGCUCUUCCGCGUGCGUCACACCAAGCCAAAGCCGGCAAAAUGGAAGGGUAGAUGGAGCAGGUCAAGGAAUUGGGAUCUAGAAGAACGCUGGAACGAGAUCGUACCGUCACCUGCCAGUCAGCAAGGAGCUUCUACGUCCACACCGACGUGGGCGGAUAAAGUGGCAGGUCCCAUCACAAGCAGAUUGCAAGUACGCCUCGGUCUCGCCGCCUCCUCGCACGAAAAGUAUCAACUGUUUCGCAAGUACCAGGCCGCGAUCCAUGGCGAGUCGGACAAGGACAUCAGUAGUGAAGACGGCUUCCGUCGCUUUCUGGUCGACACGAGCAUUGCCUUGACCUGGCCUUCUAGUGGUGAACCGCUGACACCCGCCCAAGAGACGCAGUGGCGAGUUAAAAGCCUGGACCCAGCAGAUUUGCCCGCAGAGCUGCCGUAUGGCUGCUACCAUCAAGAGUAUCGCCUCGACGACCAGCUCAUCGGCGUCGGCGUGCUCGACAUCUUGCCCAACUGUGUCAGCAGCGUCUACGUAUUUUACGAUCCUGAACACAAGGACUGGCAGCUCGGCAAGGUCUCAGCGCUGCAAGAGAUCGCCUUGACCAAGCGUCUGGGUCGACUCAAAGCCAUGGCAGACAUCACUCGCUACUAUAUGGGCUUCUACAUCCACACGUGCCAGAAGAUGAAGUACAAGGCUGAGUACCGCCCGAGUCAGGUGCUCGACUGCGACACCAACACAUGGCACGAUCUGAUCAAUGUGGCCCCGAACAUGGAUGCGAAUCACUUUUUCGGAUGGUCAGAUGACCAACGUCAGCGGCAAGUCAGCCGUCCAGGCGAAUGUCAAGCAAGGGACCCGGACGCCAAAAAAGGGGUCCGCGUUCCUACUCAGCCACGUCCACCGCCAGGAAUGCUCGAUGCUGCUGCUAUUCUCAGCAGUCUGGUACAGGCACUGCGCGGCUCUGCUUGGCCCGAGACCGAGUCUGGACUGGAUCUGCUGCAACAUGCCAUGGUGCUUGAAGCGCAAAAUCAGGGGGAAGGCAUCAAACCGCUUUUGAUGUCCAACAUCCUUCGCAAUUACUUGCAGGCCGAAGGACAACAAGUCGAAGAGGACGAUCCAGAGCUAGUGCAAGUGGUAGAGUGUUUGGCUGCGCUCUCAAGUGCAGAGCUGGUUGCCGAGACGGUAGUGUUCAUCUAA